AUGGAUACAACAGGUGAAAUAUCUAUUUGGUUCCCAUUAGACUGUGUCAUUAGUGUCUCAGAGAUGUUAUUUAGUUGUAACGGUUCAAUUGUGUUGUUCAGUUGUUAUAUCAUGAAUUCAUGCACACUUGCAGUAUGUCUUUAUUUGACUGUUGUUGCUCCGUAGUCUUGAUAGAAUGUGUAUGUUCUUCUAGCGCUGACUGGGCAGGAGAAAGUCCUCGUUGCCAACCGUGAGAAGGUUAAAGGCAACGAGGCUUUCAAGGCUUUCAAGGCCAACGACUAUGAAGAAGCAGUGGCGUAUUAUUCAAGGUCAGACCUUUUAACUUAACACUAACAGCUGUCUCCCUUGGAGGAGUUAGGGAUCGUCAUUACCGUCAAGCUAAGCUGAUGCUAGUAUCUCUUAGUGAAUGCAUAUUCAAUGGGUUUAAUUCCUUUUGUCUUGAGUUCAGCUUCAAACCAUAGAGAUACAUUUAUAUCCAUAGAGAUCCUAUUCAUUUACUAGAGGGGCUAUGUCAUAAUUCCUUAUUCAAUGUUUAUAUUACUCAAACCCUCAGUGAGAAGGUCUUAUCCAGUAAUCAGUCUCCGUACUGCUAAAUGUGGUCCAUCUCUCUUCUCUCCAUGUCUCCUCCUCACCAGGAGUCUGUCAGUGGUACCAACCGUAGCAGGUUACAACAGCAGAACCCAGUCAGAGAUCAAACUGCAGCACUGGCACAAUGCCCUCAACGACUGGCACAAUGCCCUCAACGACUGGCACAAUGCCCUCAACGACUGUCAGAAGGCACUGGAGAUGGAGCCGGGCUAUAUGGAAGGUACUGUUCCACUGGAGAUGGAGCCAGGCAAUAUGAAAGGUACUGUUCCACUGGAGAUGGAGCUGGGCUAUAUGAAAGGUACUGUUCCACUGGAGAUGGAGCCAGGCAAUAUGAAAGGUACUGUUCCACUGGAGAUGGAGCCGGGCUAUAUGAAAGGUACUGUUCCACUGGAGAUGGAGCCAGGCAAUAUGAAAGGUACUGUUCCACUGGAGAUGGAGCCGGGCUAUAUGAAAGGUACUGUUCCACUGGAGAUGGAGCCGGGCUAUAUGAAAGGUACUGUUCCACUGGAGAUGGAGCCGGGCUAUAUGAAAGGUACUGUUCCACUGGAGAUGGAGCCGGGCUAUAUGAAAGGUACUGUUCCACUGGAGAUGGAGCCAGGCAAUAUGAAAGGUACUGUUCCACUGGAGAUGGAGCCGGGCUAUAUGAAAGGUACUGUUCCACUGGAGAUGGAGCCGGGCUAUAUGAAAGGUACUGUUCCACUGGAGAUGGAGCCACUCAAUAUGAAAGGUACUGUUCCACUGGAGAUGGAGCCGGGCUAUAUGAAAGGUACUGUUCCACUGGAGAUGGAGCCGGGCUAUAUGAAAGGUACUGUUCCACUGGAGAUGGAGCCAGGCAAUAUGAAAGGUACUGUUCCACUGGAGAUGGAGCCGGGCUAUAUGAAAGGUACUGUUCCACUGGAGAUGGAGCCGGGCUAUAUGAAAGGUACUGUUCCACUGGAGAUGGAGCCGGGCUAUAUGAAAGGUACUGUUCCACUGGAGAUGGAGCCAGGCAAUAUGAAAGGUACUGUUCCACUGGAGAUGGAGCCGGGCUAUAUGAAAGGUACUGUUCCACUGGAGAUGGAGCCGGGCUAUAUGAAAGGUACUGUUCCACUGGAGAUGGAGCCAGGCAAUAUGAAAGGUACUGUUCCACUGGAGAUGGAGCCGGGCUAUAUGAAAGGUACUGUUCCACUGGAGAUGGAGCCGGGCUAUAUGAAAGGUACUGUUCCACUGGAGAUGGACCAGGCAAUAUGAAAGGUACUGUUCCACUGGAGAUGGAGCCAGCUAUAUGAAAGGUACUCAACUUCCGCGUUUUGGUGCGUUCUACGACGUUGAACUACUGAAGCGAACUGUGACAUGUGCAGAUCUGUGUAUGACUGGAAGAGAGUCGUGCAUCUCGCUCAGAGACUGUGUAUGACUGGGAGAGAGAAGUCGUAUCUCGCUCAGAUACUGUGUAUGACUGGGAGAGAGAAGUCGUGCAUUCGCUCAGAGACGUGUAUGACUGGGAGAGAGAAGUCUGCAUCUCGCUCAAUACGUGUAGAGGAGAGAGAAGUCGUGCAUCUGUCAGAGACUGUGUAUGAUGGAGAGAGAAUCGUGAUCUCGCUCGAGACUGGUAGACUGGGAGAGAGAAGUCGUGUUUCUCGUAGAGAUGUGUAACUGGAGAGAGAAGUGUAUCUCGCCGAGACUGUGUAUGACUGGGAGAGAGAGUCUGCAUCUCGCUCAGAGACUGUGUAUGACUGGGAGAGAGAAGUCGUGCAUCUCGCUCAGAGACUGCGUAUGACUGGGAGAGAGAAGUCGUGCAUCUCGCUCAGAGACUGGCGUAUGACUGGGGAGAGAGAAGUCGUGCAUCUCGCUCAGAUACUGCGUAUGACUGGGAGAGAGAAGUCGUGCAUCUCGCUCAGAUACUGUGUAUAACUGGGAGAGAGAAGUCGUGCAUCCGCUCAGAGACUGUGUAUACUGGGAGAGAGAAGUCGUGCAUCUCGCUCAGAGACUGGUAUGACUGGGAGAGAGAAUCGUGCAAUCCGCUCAGAGAACUGGUAUGACUGGGAGAGAGAAGUCGUGUAUCUCGCUCAGAGACUGUGUAUAACUGGGGAGAAGAAGUCGUGCAUCUCGCUCAGAGACUGUGUAUGACUGGGGAGAGAGAAGUCUGCAUCUCGGCUCAGAGACUGUGUAUGACUGGGAGAGAGAAGUCGUGCAUCUCGCUCAGAGACUGUGUAUGACUGGGAGAGAGAAGUCGUGCAUCUCGCUCAGAGAUGGAUGACGGGAGAGAGAAGUCGUGCAUCUCGCUCAGAGACUGUGUAUGAUGGGAGAGAGAGUCGUGCAUCUCGUCAGAACUGUGUAUGACUGGGAGAGAGAAGUCGGCAUCUCGCUCAGAUAACUGUGUAUGACUGGGAGAGGAAGUCGUGCACUCGCUCAGAGACGUGUAUGACUGGGAGAGAGAAGUCGUGCAUCUCGCUCAGAGACUGUGUAUGACUGGGAGAGAGUCGUGUUUCUCGCUCAGAGACUGUGUAUAACUGGGAGAGAGAAGUUGUGCAUCUCGCUCAGAGACUGUGGUAUGACGGGAAGAGAAGUCGUGCAUCUCGCUCAGAGACUGUGUAUGACUGGAGAGAGAAGUCGUGCAUCUCGCUCAGAGACUGUGUAUGACUGGGAGAGAAAAGGGUCGUGCAUCUCGCUCAGAGACUGCGUAUGACUGGGAGAGAGAAGUCGUGCAUCUCGCUCAGAGACUGGUAUGACUGGGAGAGAGAAGUCGUGCAUCUCGCUCAGAGACUGCGUAUGACUGGGAGAGAGAAGUCGUGCAUCUCGCUCAGAGACUGCGUAUGACUGGGAGAGAGAAGUCGUGCAUCUCGCUCAGAGACUGUGUAUGACUGGGAGAGAGAAGUCGUGCAUCUCGCUCAGAGACUGUGUAUAACUGGGAGAGAGAAGUCGUGCAUCUCGCUCAGAGACUGUAUGACUGGGAGAGAGAAGUCGUGCAUCUCGCUCAGAGACUGUGUAUGACUGGGAGAGAGAAGUCGUGUAUCUCGCUCAGAGACUGUGUAUAACUGGGAGAGAGAAGUCGUGCAUCUCGCUCAGAGACUGUGUAUGACUGGGAGAGAGAAGUCGUGCAUCUCGCUCAGAGACUGUGUAUGACUGGGAGAGAGAAGUCGUGCAUCUCGCUCAGAGACUGUGUAUGACUGGGAGAGAGAAGUCGUGCAUCUCGCUCAGAGACUGUGUAUGACUGGGAGAGAGAAGUCGUGCAUCUCGCUCAGAGACUGUGUAUGACUGGGAGAGAGAAGUCGUGCAUCUCGCUCAGAGACUGCGUAUGACUGGGAGAGAGAAGUUGUGCAUCUCGCUCAGAGACUGUGUAUGACUCGGCGAGAGAAGUCGUGCAUCUCGCUCAGAGACUGUGUAUGACUGGGAGAGAGAAGUCGUGCAUCUCGCUCAGAGACUGUGUAUGACUGGGAGAGAGAAGUCGUGUAUCUCGCUCAGAGACUGUGUAUGACUGGGAGAGAGAAGUCGUGCAUCUCGCUCAGAGACUGUGUAUGACUGGGAGAGAGAAGUCGUGCAUCUCGCUCAGAGACUGUGUAUGACUGGGAGAGAGAAGUCGUGCAUCUCGCUCAGAGACUGUGUAUGACUGGGAGAGAGAAGUCGUGCAUCUCGCUCAGAGACUGUGUAUGACUGGGAGAGAGAAGUCGUGCAUCUCGCUCAGAGACUGCGUAUGACUGGGAGAGAGAAGUCGUGCAUCUCGCUCAGAGACUGCGUAUGACUGGGAGAGAGAAGUUGUGCAUCUCGCUCAGAGACUGUGUAUGACUGGGAGAGAGAAGUCGUGCAUCUCGCUCAGAUACUGUGUAUGACUGGGAGAGAGAAGUCGUGCAUCUCGCUCAGAGACUGUGUAUGACUGGGAGAGAGAAGUCGUGCAUCUCGCUCAGAGACUGUGUAUGACUCGGCGAGAGAAGUCGUGCAUCUCGCUCAGAGACUGUGUAUGACUGGGAGAGAGAAGUCGUGCAUCUCGCUCAGAGACUGUGUAUAACUGGGAGAGAGAAGUCGUGCAUCUCGCUCAGAGACUGCGUAUGACUGGGAGAGAGAAGUCGUGCAUCUCGCUCAGAGACUGUGUAUGACUGGGAGAGAGAAGUCGUGCAUCUCGCUCAGAGACUGUGUAUGACUCGGCGAGAGAAGUCGUGCAUCUCGCUCAGAGACUGUGUAUGACUGGGAGAGAGAAGUCGUGCAUCUCGCUCAGAGACUGCGUAUGACUGGGAGAGAGAAGUCGUGCAUCUCGCUCAGAGACUGUGUAUGACUGGGAGAGAGAAGUCGUGCAUCUCGCUCAGAGACUGUGUAUGACUGGGAGAGAGAAGUCGUGCAUCUCGCUCAGAGACUGUGUAUGACUGGGAGAGAGAAGUCGUGCAUCUCGCUCAGAGACUGUGUAUGACUCGGCGAGAGAAGUCGUGCAUCUCGCUCAGAGACUGUGUAUGACUGGGAGAGAGAAGUCGUGCAUCUCGCUCAGAGACUGCGUAUGACUGGGAGAGAGAAGUCGUGCAUCUCGCUCAGAGACUGUGUAUGACUGGGAGAGAGAAGUCGUGCAUCUCGCUCAGAGACUGUGUAUGACUGGGAGAGAGAAGUCGUGCAUCUCGCUCAGAGACUGUGUAUGACUGGGAGAGAGAAGUCGUGCAUCUCGCUCAUCUCAAUAUCUGUGGUGCUGCUGGUGCAUCGUCACUUCAUUGAGUCUACCUUUCAGAAAGACUGGUCUUGUCUAUUUAAUGCAUACGCACAGUUACGAAUACUAAUAUCACCAUGCUACAUAGGAAAGUGCAUCACCACAUGUGCGUCCCAAAUGGCACCCUAUUCCCUAUAUAGUGCACUACUUUAGACCAGAGAAUGGCACCCUAUUCCCUAUACAGCACUACUUUAGACCAGAGAAUGGCACCCUAUUCCCUCUAUAGUGCACUACUUUAGACCAGAGAAUGGCACCCUAUUCCCUAUAUAGUGCACUACUUUUGGCCUGAGUCCUAUGGGCCCUGGUUCAAAAGUAGUGCACUAAAGGAAUAAGGUGUGAUUUCAAAGCCCAUGUCAUGUUCCUGGCUGACAGGGCCACAGUGCUGAAACAGCAGGGGAACUAUCAGAUGGCUGCUGAAGACCUGAGGAGCGUACUGCUGGCUGAACCACAGAACACCACUGCUACUGUAAGUGUCUCACACACACACACACACACACAGCCAAACACACACACACACACACACACACACACACACACACACACAGCCAAACACACACACACACACACACACACACACACACACACACACACACACACACACACACACACACACACACACACCCAGCCAAACACACACACACACACACACACACAGCCCAACACACACACAGCCCAACACACACACAGCCCAACACACACACACGCGCACACACACACACACAGCCCAACACACACACAGCCCAACACACAAACACACACACACACACGCACACACACACACACAGCCCAACACACACACAGCCCAACACACAAACACACACACACACACACACACACAGCCCAUCACGGUGCGUUGGAGUUACUGUAUCAACCAAUCCCUCCAUAAAAUGAAUGACAGCAUCAGGUCUCCUGUUUAUUCAAUAGACGGUACUGUAGUGGCCAUCAGGUCUCCUGUUUAUUCAAUAGACGGUACUGUAGUGACCGUCAGGUCUCCUGUUUAUUCAAUAGACGGUACUGUAGUGACCAUCAGGUCUCCUGUUUAUUCAAUAGACGGUACUGUAGUGGCCGUCAGGUCUCCUGUUUAUUCAAUAGACGGUUACUGUAGUGACCGUCAGGUCUCUGUUUAUUCAAUAGACGGUACUGUAGUGACCGUCAGGUCUCCUGUUUAUUCAAUAGACGGUACUGUAGUGACCAUCAGGUCUCCUGUUUAUUCAAUAGACGGUACUGUAGUGACCGUCAGGUCUCCUGUUUAUUCAAUAGACGGUACUGUAGUGACCGUCAGGUCUCCUGUUUAUUCAAUAGACGGUACUGUAGUGGCCGUCAGGUCUCCUGUUUAUUCAAUAGACGGUACUGUAGUGACCGUCAGGUCUCCUGUUUAUUCAAUAGACGGUACUGUAGUGACCAUCAGGUCUCCUGUUUAUUCAAUAGACGGUACUGUAGUGACCAUCAGGUCUCCUGUUUAUUCAAUAGACGGUACUGUAGUGGCCAUCAGGUCUCCUGUUUAUUCAAUAGACGGUACUGUAGUGGCCAUCAGGUCUCCUGUUUAUUCAAUAGACGGUACUGUAGUGACCGUCAGGUCUCCUGUUUAUUCAAUAGACGGUACUGUAGUGACCGUCAGGUCUCCUGUUUAUUCAAUAGACGGUACUGUAGUGACCGUCAGGUCUCCUGUUUAUUCAAUAGACGGUACUGUAGUGACCGUCAGGUCUCCUGUUUAUUCAAUAGACGGUACUGUAGUGACCGUCAGGUCUCCUGUUUAUUCAAUAGACGGUACUGUAGUGGCCAUCAGGUCUCCUGUUUAUUCAAUAGACGGUACUGUAGUGACCGUCAGGUCUCCUGUUUAUUCAAUAGACGGUACUGUAGUGACCGUCAGGUCUCCUGUUUAUUCAAUAGACGGUACUGUAGUGACCGUCAGGUCUCCUGUUUAUUCAAUAGACGGUACUGUAGUGACCGUCAGGUCUCCUGUUUAUUCAAUAGACGGUACUGUAGUGACCAUCAGGUCUCCUGUUUAUUCAAUAGACGGUACUGUAGUGACCAUCAGGUCUCCUGUUUAUUCAAUAGACGGUACUGUAGUGACCGUCAGGUCUCCUGUUUAUUCAAUAGACGGUACUGUAGUGACCAUCAGGUCUCCUGUUUAUUCAAUAGACGGUACUGUAGUGGCCGUCAGGUCUCCUGUUUAUUCAAUAGACGGUACUGUAGUGACCGUCAGGUCUCCUGUUUAUUCAAUAGACGGUACUGUAGUGACCGUCAGGUCUCCUGUUUAUUCAAUAGACGGUACUGUAGUGACCGUCAGGUCUCCUGUUUAUUCAAUAGACGGUACUGUAGUGACCGUCAGGUCUCCUGUUUAUUCAAUAGACGGUACUGUAGUGACCGUCAGGUCUCCUGUUUAUUCAAUAGACGGUACUGUAGUGACCGUCAGGUCUCCUGUUUAUUCAAUAGACGGUACUGUAGUGACCGUCAGGUCUCCUGUUUAUUCAAUAGACGGUACUGUAGUGACCGUCAGGUCUCCUGUUUAUUCAAUAGACGGUACUGUAGUGACCGUCAGGUCUCCUGUUUAUUCAAUAGACGGUACUGUAGUGACCGUCAGGUCUCCUGUUUAUUCAAUAGACGGUACUGUAGUGACCGUCAGGUCUCCUGUUUAUUCAAUAGACGGUACUGUAGUGACCGUCAGGUCUCCUGUUUAUUCAAUAGACGGUACUGUAGUGACCGUCAGGUCUCCUGUUUAUUCAAUAGACGGUACUGUAGUGACCGUCAGGUCUCCUGUUUAUUCAAUAGACGGUACUGUAGUGACCGUCAGGUCUCCUGUUUAUUCAAUAGACGGUGGCCUGGAAUGACGGACGUGGAGUUGAAUAGUAUGGACUGUUACUACUGUUAAAUCACCUGUCUUCAUCAGCAUAACAUGUUGUUUGACUGUGUUUGCAUUGAAUCUAAUGGAACAAUAGAAUGAACUAUUUUCAGGUCUUCUGUUCUGAUUUUCCUUCACGGUUGACAACUCCGUUGUGUCCUCCUCCCAGAGUGCGAAGAGCCUUGGCGUGACCCUGGACAACACCCUGUCGUUCUCCGCUAACAUCAAGGCGGUGACCCGAUCCACAUACACAGGAAGCGGCACAGGUCCUAAUCCAGGCACUUGUCAUCUCCCGUCUGGAUUACUGCAACUCGCUGUUGGCUGGGCUCCCUGCCUGUGCCAUUAAACCCCUACAACUCAUCCAGAAUGCCGCAGCCCGUCUGGUGUUCAACCUUCCCAAGUUCUCUCACGUCACCCCUCUCCUCCGCACACUCCACUGGCUUCCAGUUGAAGCUCGCAUCCGCUACAAGACCAUGGUGCUUGCCUAUGGAACAGUGAGGGGAACGGCACCUCUGUACCUUCGGGCUCUGAUCAGUCCCUACACCCAAACGAGGGCAUUGCGUUCAUCCACCUCUGGCCUGCUGGCUCCCCUUCCUCUGCGGAAGCAUAGUUCCCGCUCAGCCCAGUCAAAACUGUUCGCUGCUCUGGCACCCCAAUGGUGGAACAAGCUCCCUCAUGACGCCAGGACAGCGGAGUCACUCACCACCUUCCGGAGACAUUUGAAACCCCACCUCUUUAAGGAAUACCUGGGAUAGGAUAAAGUAAUCCUUCUACCCCCCCCCCCCCCCCCCAAAAUAAAUAAAUAAAUAAGAAUAAGAAUAAAAAAAAUAAGAAAGAAAUAUAAAAAAAAUAUGUAUUAAAAACAACAAAAUAAAAUAUGAAAAAUAAUAAAUAAAAUUAAAAAAACAAAUUUUGGAAAGUGGUUAUCCCACUGGCUAUAGGGUGAAUGCACCAAUUUGUAAGUCGCUCUGGAUAAGAGCGUCUGCUAAAUGACCAAAAUGUAAAUGUAAAUGUAAUCCUGGCCCACAGAAACUUCUGGUUGAGGUGGGUAAGAAACUAAACCAUUGUCAACCGGAGAAGGAACGUAAAAGCAACAAGAUCGUAAUUCAGGAAGUGGAGAAUGAGCAAGGGGAAGACCAGAGAGGUGAGUGACUGAUCACUUCCCUGCUUAGUGAGAGGUGAGUGACUGAUCACUUCCCUACUUAGUGAGAGGUGAGUGACUGAUCACUUCCCUACUUUGUGAGAGGUGAGUGACUGAUCACUUCCCUACUUAGUGAGAGGUGAGUGACUGAUCACUUCCCUGCUUAGUGAGAGGUGAAUGACUGAUCACUUGCCUGCUUAGUGAGAGGUGAGUGACUGAUCACUUCCCUGCUUAGUGAGAGGUGAAUGACUGAUCACUUCCCUACUUAGUGAGAGGUGAGUGACUGAUCACUUCCCUGCUUAGUGAGAGGUGAAUGACUGAUCACUUCCCUACUUAGUGAGAGGUGAGUGACUGAUCACUUCCCUACUUAGUGAGAGGUGAGUGACUGAUCACUUCCCUACUUAGUGAGAGGUGAGUGACUGAUCACUUCCCUACUUAGUGAGAGGUGAGUGACUGAUCACUUCCCUAUUUAGUGAGAGGUGAGUGACUGAUCACUUCCCUGCUUAGUGAGAGGUGAGUGACUGAUCACUUCCCUACUUAGUGAGAGGUGAGUGACUGAUCACUUCCGUGCUUAGUGAGAGGUGAGUGACUGAUCACUUCCCUGCUUAGUGAGAGGUGAGUGACUGAUCACUUCCCUACUUAGUGAGAGGUGAGUGACUGAUCACUUCCGUGCUUAGUGAGAGGUGAGUGACUGAUCACUUCCCUACUUAGUGAGAGGUGAGUGACUGAUCACUUCCCUAUUUAGUGAGAGGUGAGUGACUGAUCACUUCCCUGCUUAGUGAGAGGUGAGUGACUGAUCACUUCCCUACUUAGUGAGAGGUGAGUGACUGAUCACUUCCGUGCUUAGUGAGAGGUGAGUGACUGAUCACUUCCCUAUUUAGUGAGAGGUGAGUGACGGAUCACUUCCCUGCCGAUCACUUCCCUGCUUAGUGAGAGGUGAGUGACUGAUCACUUCCCUGCUUAGUGAGAGGUGAGUGACUGAUCACUUCCCUGCUUAGUGAGAGGUGAGUGACCGAUCACUUCCCUAUUUAGUGAGAGGUGAGUGACUGAUCACUUCCCUGUUUAGUGCGAGGUGACUGACUGAUCACUUCCCUGCUUAGUGAGAGGUGAGUGACUGAUCACUUCCCUACUUAGUGAGAGGUGAGUGACUGAUCACUUCCCUACUUAGUGAGAGGUGAGUGACUGAUCACUUCCCUACUUAGUGAGAGGUGAGUGACUGAUCACCUCCCUACUUAGUGAGAGGUGAGUGACUGAUCACUUCCCUAUUUAGUGAGAGGUGAGUGCCUGAUCACUUCCCUGCUUAGUGAGAGGUGAGUGCCUGAUCACUUCCCUGCUUAGUGAGAGGUGAGUGACUGAUCACUUCCCUACUUAGUGAGAGGUGAGUGACUGAUCACUUCCCUGCUUAGUGAGAGGUGAGUGACUGAUCACUUGCCUGCUUAGUGAGAGGUGAGUGACUGAUCACUUCCCUACUUAGUGAGAGGUGAGUGACGGAUCACUUCCCUGCUUAGUGAGAGGUGAGUGACUGAUCACUUCCCUGCUUAGUGAGAUGUGAGUGACUGAUCACUUCCCUGCUUAGUGAGAGGUGAGUGACUGAUCACUCCCUACUUAGUGAGAGGUGAGUGACUGAUCACUUCCCUGCUUAGUGAGAGGUGAGUGACUGAUCACUUCCCUGCUUAGUGAGAGGUGAGUGACGGAUCACUUCCCUGCUUAGUGAGAGGUGAGUGACUGAUCACUUCCCUGCUUAGUGAGAGGCGAGUGACUGAUCACUUCCCUGCUUAGUGAGAGGUGAGUGACUGGUCACUCCCUACUUAGUGAGAUUGAACAAUUAUACCUCCCAAGUCAAUCAGUACUGAGCUUAAAGUGACUGACCUCCAGCCCAGUCCUGGAGACCACCAGUUGGUUGAAAUGAUAUGGUCAUUGACCUGGAAUAGCCUACUCUACAGGCCUGUACUGUGGUGUACGGUCAGGUCUCCUGUUUACUCUACAGGCCUGUACUGUGGUGUACAGUCAGGUCUCCUGUUUACUCUACAGCCCUGUACUGUGGUGUACAGUCAGGUCUCCUGUUUACUCUACAGGCCUGUACUGUGGUGUACAGUCAGGUCUCCUGUUUACUCUACAGCCCUGUACUGUGGUGUACAGUCAGGUCUCCUGUUUACUCUACAGGCCUGUACUGUGGUGUACAGUCAGGUCUCCUGUUUACUCUACAGCCCUGUACUGUGGUGUACAGUCUGUCACCAGUCAGUCAACGUCAAACUGA
Coregonus sp. 'balchen' is the source of this 11491-nucleotide messenger RNA. NCBI's taxonomy places the organism in Eukaryota, Metazoa, Chordata, Actinopteri, Salmoniformes, Salmonidae. The record is from the annotation of a GenBank genome assembly.